AGUGUUCUCCUGCUUCCCCCCCUUCAGUCUUCAGCCCGUCGAAUAGAGAAAGAGAGACAGAUGGAGAAGCCAAAAUUGUUCCUUUCUUACAUAAUCCUGACAGUAAUGGCGGUGGAUUUAUGUUUGAUAGCUCAAAGCAGGGAAAUUGAGUCACCACAGUACACGGUUGUGCACUCAGAAUCAGAUUUUGAGGUGAGAUUUUACAGGGACUCUGUUUGGAUGAGUGCACCUGCCAAAGAAACCUCCUUUCGGAAAGCCACAAAAGAUGGUUUUCACAGGUUAUUUCAGUAUAUUCAAGGGGCAAACUUGAACUUCUCUAGGAUCUACAUGACUGCACCUGUCUUGACAAGCAUUGUUCCGGGAGCUGGACCACUUCAUGCAUCAGCAUACUUCGUGAAACUCUAUCUACCUCUCAAGUUUCAAGCCAGCCCACCACUUCCACUUCCUGAACUCAAUCUUGCACCUGAUUCCUGGAGCAGUCACUGUAUCGCUGUAAGGCAGUUCUCAGGAUUCGCCAGGGACAGCAACAUUGUCAAAGAAGCCGAGAAAUUAGCCAUCAGUUUGAGCAGAUCUCAGUGGGCAAAUUCAACUUCCCACAGCGAAUAUGCUUACUCAAUUGCCCAGUACAACAGUCCUUUCCGAAUUAUUGGACGUAAGAAUGAGGUUUGGGUUGAUGUUGCUGGAUCUGAAGCAAAUGGGUGCAAGUCAAGCCUGCUGGCUUCAUACUGACUGCUAAAGAAUUCGAAUCAAGCAUAACCCUGCAUGUUUGUAUUUAAGAUCUGAGACAAGCUGCUGGAACAUUUGCCAUGUACAUACACAAUCCACACCCCAAGAGAUUUCUCACAUAAUGUUAUCCUUGGCUAAAGAAAUGGUAUCGUACUUAUUGGUACUCAA
Messenger RNA from Coffea eugenioides, 894 nucleotides. Its product is annotated as heme-binding protein 2-like. The transcript has 2 exons. Lineage: Eukaryota; Viridiplantae; Streptophyta; Magnoliopsida; Gentianales; Rubiaceae. The coding region runs from base 61 to 729 and encodes 222 amino acids. The record is from RefSeq and is a predicted model, not a curated record.